Molecule: messenger RNA, 1098 nt
Organism: Fusarium keratoplasticum
Lineage: Eukaryota; Fungi; Ascomycota; Sordariomycetes; Hypocreales; Nectriaceae
Exons: 4
Coding region: 1-1098 (365 amino acids)
Source: RefSeq, a predicted model, not a curated record
AUGGGUACAGAGCCUCAGUCCUCGUGGAGGUCACUCCUCUCCUUCUUUUCCGUUGCCCUCUUUUCCCUUCUUGUACUUCUCUAUGUUGGCCCGUCUCGAAACUCUGGUCUGGACCUUUCCGUCCCAUUCACAGAGAGAGACCUCCAUGACGAUGCAGUCACAAAUCUCACCAAGCGGGCAAGCGAUAACUAUGAGAAAGCUCGUGAAAAGGGAGCCAGGCUGCAUUGUUUGAUGGCCAUGUCUAUAGAGGACGCUGCGGAAGUCCCCGAUGGCGCACAGGCUGCAGAAUACUUCGAAUCCGACGGGGUGCAAGAGAAUGAGGGCUGGACAGAGGGAACAGACUCAAAUGCUCCAUACUAUCGAAACUAUUUGGACGCAAUGUUUAGCAGUCUUGACAUCUCCACGGAUGAUACCCAUCAUUUCCAUUGGGUGAACAAUGAGGCAGCUGAAAUACAUGACGAUCCUUUGGACUGGGACGGGCCAUCAAAGCCAGGCUUUAUGAGCACUGCUGACUUUCGGCGACGCCGCCCCCAGCCCUCCGGAGCCUUCUUCACCAACUCGUACCUUUUGAAAUCGGGCGUUAUUAUUGCGGACAACAACUUUGCAGUCAAACCGGCUAUGGACGCGUACAUGCCGGGUUGGGAGACAAAUAGCAUGCUAACAGUCACCCACCUUCGCCGUUGGAGCGACGCGGCAUGGAUUCAAUGGUACAAAGCCUGCAGGCAAAACGGCGGCAAAUCAGAGAAUGUCAAGUACAUUGUUCGCUCUCGUAUAACCAACGCGAGGACUCUAUCCCUCAUCUUUGAGGCCCUGAUCAGCAAAUUUGGCGGAUUCCCGACAAUCGGCAGAUGGGGCCAGCGCCUUACUCUUGAUGUGGAAGAGAGCCCGGAUGAGUUUCAUGCUGUUCUCGGCAGCCCCAACGGAGCAGGAGCGGCGUUUUUACUGCUAACUCACAAGGAGGCCCUAGGGAUCAAGACCAUCAACAAGGUUGAUAUAUUCGUCCCCAACAUUGGCUACCCAGUCGUUGGGACCAACGUUGACGACAUUGCCAAGAAUGCCAAGAUUAUGUUGUUGUUUACUGUUUCUUCUGUGGGCUGA